UUUCGGUCUUUUAUUAAGGACUUGUUUGCCACAUUGAUUUUCGAUAGUUUAUUUUAACAUAUUUCAUAUCAAAUCUAAAGAUAAAAUAUUUUCAGGAGAUAUGUCUAAAACUCGUUUCUAUAAUUUUACCGACGCAAUUUCUAACGAUAUUGAUAGCCGUCGCUCAAUUUCCAACAAUACCAACAAUGAUGAGAAUAAUGAGGAUAAUGAUGACGAUUCAGAGUUCCUACAGGAUAUUCCUUAUUCUUCCAGCAGUCUAGACCGAAGUUCUAUAGGUUCAAUACCGUGGGCAGAUGAUGCUAUAAAGCAAAACCAAUUGGAUUGGGAGCAAGUAGAACGCAUGCUAAUUGGUGAAGAGCCCCUGCCAGAAGAACAAGAUUUGCGUAACGAAAUUUUAGAAUGGCAGCAAAAAUUUCCAAUUCUAUUGGAAAGAAAGAAUGUUAUGGAUUUAUCGGAAAAAAAGUUUUCAAAAAAAGAUUUAGAUAAUCCUCAAACUGGAGAAUCCCGAACGCUCAAUUUGGUUGACGAUUUGGUCUCACAUUUAAGUCUGAACAGCUCGGACGAAGAUGAUCGAUAUGAUGAACUGGAUACACCCACUGCUGUACCGCAACGGUUUGAUAAUUUUGGUGAUCACAUUUUAGUCAAAAGAAGUCCUACUAAAAAGUCGUACCUAGACAGACUUUCCGCAAAAAUGUCUUUGCUGCGGGUGACAGCAUUGCCUCUACACACAAGUCAGCAUAUUGAUGCUAUUAAAGCGAGCCCACAACAAAUCUCAACAAAACGUGAGAAUAGCGGAACUUCUAAUUCUUUACAUAUACAAAAACAACACAAAAAUAAGGUGUUCGAGCCGCAACAACGCUUUCGAAUGCCACCAAUUCUAAAUGUACUGGAGAGUAGGCGACGCUUCCGAAAUUUAACUUCAAACAAAAGCUUUGUCCAAUUGACACAUGUAAAGCCAUCGUACGCGAAAUCAGCCGCCGUAAUUCGACAAUCAGCAAGUAAUUUACCAAUUGGAUUACAGACGCGCGCCACACCUAUUUUCACGAGCCACCACCAGGAUGUGUGGCAGAAGCCAUUACUUGCAACGCGUGUAAGCAGUAAUUUCUUCAAUAACCGCAACACCAUCAUUUUGCCUUCGCUAAAUACACAACGCGUAACCGUUCAACAAGGACGAAACAGCACGACGUCCAGCACUGGAGCUGGCAGCAAAACGCAUAGUUUUUCGAAUUCGAAUUUCGCAUCUUCACCGAGCAGCAGCGCGGACAUUGAUUUACAGCCUCAGUAUGCCGCUAGCCGAUUUGUGUCGCGGUGGCAACAAAUCAACGCCCACCAUACUUCAACGUCGACAGGGACUGUUUCAACAGGGCGCUCAAUCUCGGCAGCUGUUCAUCAUCAUCCGCGCACAGAUACAGGAUUUGGAGAGUUAUAUAUGCCGUAUAAUGCGUACAAACAAGAUGGCUUCAAAUAGCAAUCACGUGCGUGGCGAUUUGUAUGAUGCGUCACAAUCUUCUAAGCUCUAAAGAGAAGUUAAACAGUGUUUCGAAUGCGAGAAAAGUUGAACAGCAACCGAAAGAAUUUAAAUUGGCAUGAGUGUAAUAAUACCGUUGAACUUUCUACCUCCACCCCUUAUUCAUACUUGUGCCUUGACAUUAAUGUAUGUUAUACCGAAAACAUGUGAAUUUGUUAAUAACUGCCAAUAUUUCCCACUUUUGAAGCACUGUUAAAAAAUAUUUAUACAAUGUAAUUGUGCAAAGUAAAUGUGAGCCGCAAAGAAACAUUGUAAUGGAACACGCGGCAUUUUUUCCCAAACUCCUCGUAUGUUUUCAAAUCAAAUAUAAAGUGCAUUUCUGCAUUUAAAUUUUGCUAAUACUAUAUAACUGUGGUAAAAUAAAUUCUGACAACAGUUUAGGGAAUCUGUUGAAAAACUAUAAAA
Molecule: messenger RNA, 1933 nt
Organism: Anastrepha obliqua
Lineage: Eukaryota; Metazoa; Arthropoda; Insecta; Diptera; Tephritidae
Exons: 1
Coding region: 101-1468 (455 amino acids)
Source: RefSeq, a predicted model, not a curated record